Lagopus muta (rock ptarmigan) is the source of this 2006-nucleotide messenger RNA. Its product is annotated as basic salivary proline-rich protein 1-like. The coding region runs from base 226 to 1503 and encodes 425 amino acids. The record is from RefSeq and is a predicted model, not a curated record. NCBI's taxonomy places the organism in Eukaryota, Metazoa, Chordata, Aves, Galliformes, Phasianidae. The transcript is spliced from 2 exons.
AGCCUGGAGCAGCGCCGGGACAAAACUGAGCAUCGCUCCACCUCACUUAGGUGGGUGGAGAGAAAGUGGGUCCAGAGGAGAGAACAUGACGUGCUAAUAAACAAUUAGCAAAAAAACCCUGACAGGAAUAAUGUCUCCAAAGAGUGACAUUUAACGGCUCAGAAGACAAACUCCCCAGGGAGAGCAAUUAACUGCGCGCUCCUCGCCACCCCCGGGGCUGGGAGGAUGGGUGGCCCCAAGCUCAGCUCUGCCAUCCCAAAAGGCUGCUCCCGAAUCCGCUGUGUUGAGCUGGGGCCAUGGGCAGCACCCCAUAAAAGCAGCACUGCUCUUUUCCCAAGCUUGCACCCCCAAAAAAGCAAACCCCAAAGGGACGUCGUGCCCCCAAGGUCCCCAAGGGGGCAACCCCAAGGUCACUGGGCAUCCAAAGUUCCCCUAAAGGCACCGUAUCACACAGUGGGGUCCCUCCUGAAGGCACUGCGUGCCCAGGGUCUCCAGGGUCCCCCAAUGGGAGUCCCCAGGGUCCCCAAGGUACCCAGGAAGGGCACCACAAGGUCCCUGGAGAGAUGCCACAUCCCCAGCAUUUCCAAGGGACACCACGGUGCCCAGCCCAGCUCUCCAAAGUCCCCCCAAAGCCACCACAUCCCCAAGGUCCCCAGGGCCUCCAAGGUUCCCCAGUGGGCGCCCCCAAGGUCCCCAAGGUCCCCAAGGAGGCACUGGGACCCCAAGGUCUCCUGGGGAGACCCCACAUCCCCAACAUUCCCAAGGACACCACGGUCCCCAGCCCAGCUCUCCAAAGUCCCCCAGAAGCCACCAUAUCCUCAAGAUCCCCCUAAGGCACCACGUCCCCAGGGUCCCCACUGCCCCAUAAUGGUGUCCCCAAGGAGGCACUGGGACCCCAAGGUCCCCUGGGGAGACCCCAUAAUCCCAGAGAGACACCACAGUCCCUCCCAGCUCUCCAAAGUCCCCCAGAAACAACCACAUCCCCAUGGGGUCCCCAGGGUCCCCCACUGGGGUUCCCAGGGUCUCCAAAAAGGCACUGGGACCCCAAGGUCCCCUAGGGAGACACCACAUCCCCAAGGUCCCCAGGGCUUUCAAGGUUUCCCAGUGGGAGUCCCCAGGGUCUCCAAAAAGGCACUGGGACCCCAAGGUCCCCUGGGGAGACGCCACAUCCCCAACAUUCCCAAGGGACACCACGGUCCCCAGCCCAGCUCUCCAAAGUCCCCCCAAAGCCACCACAUCCCCAUGGGGUGCCCAGGGUCUCCAGGGUCCCCCACUGGGGUCCCCAGGGUCUCCAAAAAGGCACUGGGACCCCAAGGUCCCCUGGGGAGACACCACAUCCCCAGCAUUCCCAGACAGACACCAUGCUCCCUCCCAGCUCUCCAAAGUCCCCCAAAAGCCACCACAUCCCCAAGGUCCCCAGGGCCUCCAAGGUUUCCCAGUGGGAGUCCCCAGGGUCCCCAAAAAGGCACUGGGACCCCAAGGUCCCCUGGGGAGACCCCAUAAUCCCAGAGAGACACCACAGUCCCUCCCAGUUCUCCCAAGUCCCCCAGAAACAACCACAUCCCCAUGAUCCCCCGAAGCCAUCAGGUCCCCAGGGUCCCCAGUGAAGCCCCCAGGGUCCCCACUGCCUCGUACUGGGGUCCCCAGGGUCCCCAAAGGAUCCAAGGAGGCACAGGGACCCCAAGGUCUCCUGGGGAGACACCACAUCCCCAGCAUUCCCAAGGGACACCAUGGUCCCCAGCCCAGCUCUCCAAAGUCCCCCCAAAGCCACCACAUCCCCAUGGGGUGCCCAGGGUCUCCAAAAAGACACUGUGACCCCAAGGUCCCUGGGGAGACCCCAUAAUCCCAGAGAGACACCACAGUCCCUCCCAGCUCUCCAGAGUCCCCUAGAAGCCACCACAUCCCCAUGGGGUCCCCAGGAUCCCCCACUGGGGUCCCCAGGGUCUCCAAACAGGCACUCCUUCCCCCCCUACCCCCCCCAACUCCUCAGAAGGGACACCGAGCAC